GGAAGUUGCACAGUUAUGUCCCCUGCUGUUCAGUGUUUCCUGUGCCAACUACAAUAGCGAGAAAACAUUACAUCACAGCUCCGCUCAGUUAUUACAGAUAAGUAAUUAUGAUGUCAUCAAAGCGAAUUAACCCAACAGCCACAGCCAGACUCAAGCAAGACUACCUGCGCAUCAUCAGGGAUCCUGUUCCAUAUGUCCAGGCUGUACCUUUGCCAUCAAAUAUUUUGGAAUGGCAUUACGUUGUAACAGGGCCAGAAAAUACACCAUAUGAAGGAGGCAUUUACCAUGGAAAACUUGUGUUCCCUCGAGAAUUUCCCUUUAAACCUCCAAGUAUCUACAUGAUAACACCAAAUGGAAGGUUUAAGUGUAACACAAGAUUAUGUCUGUCAAUAAGUGACUUCCACCCAGACACAUGGAACCCAGCUUGGUCUGUCUCUACCAUCCUUACUGGACUUCUGAGCUUCAUGCUGGAGAAGAGCCCAACAUUAGGCAGUAUAGAGACAUCUACAUAUACAAAACGACAGUUAGCAGCACAGAGUGGGCAGUUUAACCUUAACAAUAAGCUUUUCUGUGAACUCUUCUCAGAAGUAGCAGAGGACAUUAGAAAGGAGCUGCGGCAGAGGGAUGAGGAGAUAAAACAGUCGAUGGACACGGCAAUCACACGAUCUUCAUGCCCAAGUAUUGAGUUGCCGGUCCCUAAACACAAGCCACAACCCAUGAUUCCUCACAACCAGGGCUUCUUAGGCAGUGCCCUUACUAAUGUCUUUGUCAUUUUGGGUUUUGCAGCUUUUGCGUUCACAGUGAAGUACGUUCUGAGAAAUGUUGUGGACUGAAGCCCACAUAAUGUCAACAUUCUCAGUUUUGCAAGGAUGUAAAUGGCUUUAUUCUUCAUCCUUGAACUUCACCUCAAAACAAAAAGAAAAAAAUGGAUGAAGAAACUUGUUGUGAUGCGGCCAUUAUUGCACCAGGACUUUGUUGAUAGCUUGAUUGAUGAGGGUGAAGUUGAGAGUGCUAUAAGCAGAAAUAAUUUCCAUUUUGUUUGUAUUUCUGCCUCUUCUGGCAUUUUACACUGUUACAGUUGUUUAAACAUACAGAUUACAGAUAUGUUAUUUACUUCUGACAUAAUCAUCAUUAUCAUCAUCAUCAUCAGUUAGUUUAUAAAGCAUGACACCCUUGCCAAAGCCAGGGACUGAUCUUUACAAUAAACCAAAAAAAGUCAAUUAAAGAGACAAAAUGUCCCAUAAAGCAACCAGAAACCAAACCUAAGGCUCAUAAAGGUAAUGACAGCACUUGGACACACAGACACAUGAGCAUUUGUACAGAUUUCUCCAUAUUAUGUUACAUGCACUGUCAUAUAACUAUGCAACACUACUAAAUUGUUGUCCCUGUCAGUAGUAUAAACUUAGUCACAAACAUCCCUCAUCACAGUAAAUGUAGAAGAAUGACUUCGUACACUUCAAUGGAAGGGUGAGAAAUGUCAUGAUGAUGCAGUCUUACAUCUGUUUUGACCACAAUGAUACACACUUACAGGACAGUAAUCUUGAUUUCAUAGAGGGUUUUUUAGAAUCAUGAAAACUGCCCUAUUUUAUAAAUUAUUCUGCAAAUCAUUUGGCAUAUUAUUAUUAUUUACUGGCAUUGCGAGGAUGUGCUUUUUUCCACUGCUUCCUAUUUAAUCUGUCGAAGCUGACAUUAGCUUAGAUCAUAGAGAUCUUCCACUUGUUUUAGGAUUUUUGAGAAGGGUUAGCAUCCAUUGAGUCAAUAGGGCGAUGAGAAUUGCCCACCAAUAUGGUGCCCUGCAAUCUGGUGUUCUACGUUAAGAGUGCCUACCAGGAAACUUGGUCCAUGUUCAUUAUGUCAGUAAGAGAGGGGCCAAGCACUAAAACUACCCAGUCUCGGUGUCUUAUGAAGUAAAAGUAUACGGUUAAAAAGAGGCCUACAGACGGUGGAGAAAAAAAAUGAAAUGGAUAUAUUAGCUCUAAAUUUGAUCUGUGGGAAAGAUAAUCUGCAUCGCCAAAACUUAUUAAAUAUUGUAAUUUAUAAGAUAAGUUUCUUUACUAUAUUAGCACUUUCAUAGUGUGUGAAAAAGAGAUAGCUCAAGGACAGUUUGUAGUCUUUUCAGUUCUUGCUGAUAUUUGACUAAAUGCUUUAAAUGGAGCAAUGUUAGCAAAAGUGGACUUUGUACAUUUUUGUUUAGUAAGAGAUGAAUGCAUGAGCUGUGUGCAUGACUGCAUUUGAAUGUGUGAGGAAUAACGAUAAAAGUUACUACAUUUAGCCUGUAUUGUUAAACUUUUUUUUUUUAUCUUGGAUUGUUCAGGAGAUGCUAACGGGGAAAAAAUAUAUGUUGCAUUCAUGAAUUUAUUUGCUAUUGAGAUCUUGUGUUGAAAAAAAAUAAAGCCUUCAAAAGCUGUCCCCCAACACCCCUUCCUAAAAAAUAAUGUGGUGGCUUUUUCUCCUUUUUGGCAUAUUUUCCCUAAAAUGAAGCAGUUCAACCUUCACACUUUUUAGUUUUGCCACCAUGUAUUUGAGAAUUAGGUGUGAUGGAAAUUCUUUAUCUUUGGUUGACUUUUUCAUCUAUGAUUAUAUUAUGUUUUAUGAUAUGCAAUAAAUGGGGAGGUUGUGAAAUGACCUUUGUGGUGUCUGCUCUUUGGUGUCACAAAUGCUCAUGGCAAAGUUUUCACGCCCAGGUGAAAAGAGUCUUCACUUUACUAGACUAUGUGAGACCAGCUGGACUUUGAGAUAAAACUGUUUAUGAUUCUG
Molecule: messenger RNA, 2757 nt
Organism: Pomacea canaliculata
Lineage: Eukaryota; Metazoa; Mollusca; Gastropoda; Architaenioglossa; Ampullariidae
Product: ubiquitin-conjugating enzyme E2 J2-like
Exons: 8
Coding region: 108-833 (241 amino acids)
Source: RefSeq, a predicted model, not a curated record